AAGAACCCUCGAGGGGGGAAGGGAGGGAGGAAGGGCGUGGCUUAUCCCCGGGAGGGGGACACCCAGAGGACUCCAGACUGGACGCGACGCCGAGCCUCGGAGGGUCUCUGCCCCGAAGGUAAGCGGCUCUAAGGGUCUCCAGGCCAGUUCCCCUAUCUCCAAGCCCACCGUCCUUCCUCUGCCGGUGGAAAGUGAGCGCGCGUGUGGAUCUCCCUGCUUCAUUAGUGCUUUAAUUGCAUUGCAGGUGGGGUUGGACUAGAUGAUCCCUUGGGCACCCCCUAUUCCGACGGGUCUUUUUUAAAUGCCCACAAACUGGAAGGCUAGGGGGAGGGGGAGGGGUGGGGUGGGGGCCCUGGGCUUGGAUCCACUCCUAGGGGAGCACUUUUGUUCUCUUGCUGCGGAGUUUCUGCUGUCCCGAAAUGCCCCAUCGGGGGUGGCAUUUUCUCCUGUGUGGGAGAAAAUCGCAGGGGUUCCCCCCCCCCUUACUCGGGAGCAAGGGAAGGUGAAGGCCCCGAGUGGCCUGCCAGGGAGGCGAUCGCUCGCUUUGUCUUUCCCUCGGCAGACGCGCAAAGCGCCGUCGGGGCGCCUGGCUGCUGGCUGUGCGCCCAGGGCGCAGAGCGCACGUGUGGAUAUUCCGGGGUUUCUGGAGCGCGGGCGGAGCGGGUAGAGUCGGGUCGGCGGGGCCGGGCCAAGUCCGUCGGGAAGAGUAAGCAAAGCCAGCCCCUCCCUCUCUCCUUCCGACUCGGCUGGGCUUCUAGGGACUUUCCAUCGGCGUUUCCUCGCCCGCCCAGUUUCCGCCGGAGGCUCUUUCGGCAGCAGAGGCGGUGCUCGCUCGUCUCCUCUUGCCUUCCUCGGGCUCUCCGUUUUCUUUCGCAGGAAGCCCUAAACUCCGGGACUGCUGCUGCCGCCGCCGCCUCGACCGGCCAUGGAUUGCGACGGCUACCCCGCGGUGAGUCGCCCACAAAGGGGUCCCUCUGGGCUCAUCUUGUUCGGUGGGGUGGGAGGGCGUGGAAAUUCCCCCACUUCCCCGCCCUAUUUCCCAGGUUGAGCCAUAUGCAAAAAAACCGGGGCCGCUUGGCUUCCCUGCAGCUCCCCUUCCGGCUUCUAGUCUCCAGAGGUUAACAUUGCCGAUUAGUAAAGGGCAGCAUACUCAUUUUUUUUUUUAAAAUAAUUUUUAUUAAAGUUUCAAUCAGAAAUUAAACAACAAAGAAAGAAAAAAAAACAUCAAAAAAGAUACACAAAUACACAAUACAAAUCUCAAAAAGGAAAUAAAAAAAAACAGAAAAAACAAGAAUCAACAAAAAAAAACAACAAUUAAAAACAAUAUCUCUUUUUCAUUUCCGUUUUUAAAUUUACUUAUUUUCUGGACUUUCUCAUACCUCCCUCUUUUGUAUUCCAAUCCAAAUUGUUUGUCCAGCAAUUUCUUUUCCACUUUUUUAAUCCCAAUCUUUAAUUUUAAUAUAGUAUUGAAAUAUAUAACUUCAACUUCUUUAAACCUAAUCUUUAGUCUUAAUGUAAUAUAAUGUAACAUUAAAAUUUUACCUCUUAAUUGUCAAAUUUCCAUUUCAUUAAACGUCUUUAAUCCUAAUCUUUAGUCUUAGUCUGUUGUAAACCUUAACCUGUACAGCUGGAAACCGCUUAUUUUCAGUCCAACAUCACUCUAACAUUCUUUAAUUUUGCAAUGUUUCUGAAGAUAGUCUUUGUAUUUUUUCUCAUUUUGGGAGACAGAAAAACCCCAGAUCUCACUUUGUUUUUUAUUUGUUUUGUGUGCCCAAGACAAACGCAGCUCCUUGUCCUGGAUAGAUAGUGGCCAUGAGUCCCUUUCUAGUGAAAAACCCCCAGAAUAUAAGUAUUAUAAUAAUAUGCAAGAAGAUGAAAAUGGCCGAGUGAUAGAACUAGUCAGUACUUUUUUUGCUGGGGGUACUUGGUACACAGUACCAAUAACCCCCCCCUUUCCCCAAAUGUUAAAAGUGUGGCACUUACUAUAACAGCUUCAUGGUGAGUGCCAAUACCAAUUUUUUCUUUUUUAACACCCCCCCUGGAACUACUUAAGCCACAAGGAAUAAAACAAUCCAGUACCAGUUUCAAUUGUAAGCCACUUUGAGGUAUUGUUACAAUCAAGCAGUAUUAUUACAAUCAAGCCUUUUCUGUGGUGGCUCCCUGAUUGUGGAAUGCUUUCCCCAGAGAGGCUCGCCUGGCGCCAUCACUACGUACAGUAAGGCACCAGCCAGAAACAUUCCUCUUUACCCAGGCUUACGGCUAUUAAAUAAUCUAUGGCCUGUGAAAGUGUGUGUAGAGACAAACUGUUAUUAUGUUGACUAUUUUACGAUUAGGCUGUCUUACGUCAGUAGGCUAUUUAUUACGUUUUUAUCAUUGAUGCUCUGUAAUGUGUUUUUAAUGGGAUCUUUUGAUAAAUGGUGGUAUUAUAAAUUGAAGAAAGAGUAAUAAAUAAUAUUGUGAAAGCAGUUGUAAGACUGUGCUCCUAUUUGCCUAAAGAGCCUGUCCACAGAAGAGACUACCUGCUGUGUCUUUGGAGGGAGGUAAAACCAAAGUCUGUGCUAGAGGCUGCUCUGUCUUUUCCCUAAGCAGCGAGGGAGAGUGCCCUUUGCACCUAGCCAUAAGGCACUGUUUCGCCUCUUUCCAGUUGGGAGGCAUGAUCACACCUGCUUUUCCUGAAACUCGGUAGGGUAGGUGAUUUUUUAAAAACGUCCUGAAGCUCUCCUGAGGCAUUCCAAAUUGGUAUUUGUGGGGGUGGUGCCACCUCUCCCCUCCACCUCUUGUCUUCCCAUGGCAGGAAGCCCUGAAGAGUGUUAACAUGCUUUAUUCAAAAAUUUCUGUUUCUGGAGCAGGUGGGAACCCUAAUUGUGCAGGAUUCCGUCUCUUGGGUCUGGUAAUAGAGGCUUCAUUUAGCUAUCGCAUACCCUUAGCAAAUGGUUUAAAGCUUGCCUGUGCACCGGGCUGUCUUGAGUUUAUGUAUUUCAUACAGUGAGGGGGGGAAAGUAUUUGAUCCCCUGCUAAAUUUGCCCGUUUGCCCCUCUGACGAAGAAAUGACCAGUCCAUAAUUUUAAUGGUAGGUUUAUUGUAGCUGUGAGAGACAGAACAACAACAGGAAGACCCCCCCAGAAAGCCAGAAGACAAAAGUCAGAGAUUGAUGUGCAUUAUAAUGAGUGAAAUAAGUAUUUGAUCCCUUUGCAAAAGAUGACUUAGGACUUGGUGGCAAAACCCUUGUUGGCAAUUUCAGAGGCCAGACGUUUCUUGUAGGUGGCCACCAGGUUUGCACACAUCUCAGGAGGUAUUUUGUCCCACUCCUCUUUGCAGAUCCUCUCCAAGUCAGUAAGAUUUUGAGGCCGAUGUGUAGCUACUCCAACCUUCAGCUCCCUCCACAGAUUUUCAAUGGGAUUAAGGUCAGGAGACUGGCUGGCCACUCCAGGACCUUAAUGUGCUUCUGCUUGAGCCGCUCCUUUGUUGCCUUGGCCAUCUGUUUUGGGUCAUUGUCAUGCUGGAAUACGCAUCCUUGACCCAUUUUCAAUGCCCAGCUGAGGGAAGGAGGUGCUCACCCAAGAUUUGACAAUACAUGGUCCCGCCCAUCGUCCCUUCGAUGCGGUGAAGGUGCCCUGUCCCCUUAGCAGAAAAAGACCCCCAAAGAAUAAUAUGUCCCCCUCCAUGUUUGACGGUGGGGAUGGUGUUCUUGGGGUCGUAGGCAGCAUUCCUCCUCCUCCAAACACGGCGAGUUGAGUUGAUGCCAAAGAGCUCGAUUUUGGUCUCAUCCGACCACAACACUUUCACCCAGUUCUCUGGGUCAUUCAGAUGUGCAUUGGCAAACUGCAGACAGGCCUGUACAUGUGCUGUCUUGAGCAAGGGGAUCUUGCGGGCUCUGCAAGAUCUCAGUCCUCCACGGCGUAGUGUGUUACCAACUGUUUUCAUGGUGACUAUGGUCCCAGCUGCCCUGAGAUCAUUGACAAGUUCUGCCUGUGUAGUUCUGGGCUGCUUCAUCCCUGUUCUCAUUGAUCACUGCAACUCCAUGAGAUGAGAUCUUGCAUGGAGCCCCAGACCAAGGGAGGUUGACAGUUAUUUUGUGUUUCUUCCAUUUGCGAAUUAUUGCACCAGCUGUUGUCACCUUCUCACCAAGCUGCUUGGCAAUAGUCUUGUAGCCCUGUCCAGCCGUGUGCAGGUCUACAAUCUUAUCCCUGACAUCCUUGGACAGCUCUUUGGUCUUGGUCAUGGUGGCUACUUUGGAAUCUGCUGGACUGAUUGCUUCUGUUGACAGGUGUCUUUUGUACAGGUACUGUAACGAGCUGGGAUUGCAGGUAAGACCUCUCCCUUACAGCAGGUGCUUCCAAUCUUAGCUCGUUACAUACAGUGAAGAUACCAGGUAGCCUGACAUCUGGCUGGUUGAUAGGGGAUCAAAUACUUAUUUCACGCAUUAUAAUGCACAUCAAUCUCUGACUUUUGUCUUCUGGGUUUCUGGGGGAGUUUUCCUGUUGUUAUUCUGUCUCUCACAUCUACAAUAAACCUACCAUUAAAAUUAUGGACUGGUCAUUUCUUUGUCAGAGGGGCAAACGGGCAAAUUUAGCAGGGGAUCAAAUACUUUCCCGCCCCCUCACUGUAAUUCUGUGGCCUUUCUGUCACACUUGUGCCAAAUGUGUCGUAAGAUUUCUGUCUUGUCCCCUAUUCUGUUUGCAGUGCUUGGACGGGAUAGAAUACGACGAUUUCCAGUUUGGCCCUCAUUUGAUUGAGCAUAAGGAUCUCAUGGAAACUGGUAAUGGAUGCUUUUGGGAGUUUAUAUGUGCUUCGGGGAAUGAUAAAUGACAAGGGAGGGGAAGUUUCAGUUGAGCUUGUGCAUAUUGUGUUAUGGAUAUAAACUGUUGCUCAACAGUUGGUGCUUCUCAAACUUGGGUCCCCAGCUGUUGAGACUACAACUCCUAUCACCCCUGACCUCUGGUCCUGCUAGCUAGGGACGAUGGGAGUUGUAGUCCAACAACACUUGGGGACCGAAUUUUGAGAAACACUGGCUUAACGGAAUUGCAUGUGGUUGUGUAUACAUUGGUCCAAUCAGGAUAUUUUCUUUUUUAUAUCCACAGUUGAAGGCCCGUUCCUCACUAUAAUUGAGCAGCCAAAGCAGGUACGGAUGUAAUCAUUUGUCACUGAACUGAGCUUUUUUUAAUAAUAUUUUUUAUUAAUUUUAACAUAUAAAUUAUAAAAUGUGCCACAAAACUUAUCACUUAUACAAUCUUUUUAGACUUCUAUCAGCACCUCUGAUGAUCCGCCAUUUUAACCACUUCUUAUGCAUUUCUUAACUUUAUAUUGCCUUUACAUCUCUUAACAAAUCAUCCUCCCCCUUGUCCAUUUUUACAAUACUUCUAAUAAUACUCCUCACAAAACUUCUUGCAACCCUACAAACGUCGUCUGUUCUUCACAAUUACUUUUCAAAUAGUCCGUAAAUUUACUCCAGUCUUCCAUGAAUUUCUGGUCUCACCGGUUUCGAAUCCUUCCUGUUAGUUUAUCUAAUUCUGCAUAGUCCAUUAACUUCAUCCUCCAUUCUUCAAUCGUCGGUAACUCUUCUUGCUUCCAUUUUUGGGCCAAUAAUAUUCUUGCUGCUGUUAUUGCAUAUAAAAAGAGCUUACAUUCCUUUCUAUUUAUGUCACUCUCCACAAUGCCCAAUAGAAAUGCUUCUGGUUUCUUUAUAAAUGUAUAUUUCAACGUUUUUUUCAACUCUAUAUAUAUCAUCUCCCAGAAGCAUUUCACCUUUUUACUUUCCCACCACAUGUGAUAAAAUGUUCCCUCUUUUUCUUUACAUUUCCAACAUUUAUUACUGACUUUAUACAUUUUCGCUAACUUGACAGGUGUAAUAUACCAUCUAUACAUCAUUUUCAUCACAUUUUCUUUUAGGGCACUGCAUUCAGUAAAUUUUAAACCUACCUUCCAUAAUUUCACCCAAUCACUCAGCUGUAUAUUAUACCCAAAAUCUUUGGCCCAGUGAAUCAUAACCGACUUAACCUCUUCAUCCUUCAAAUGCCAUUCAAGCAGCAAUUUAUACAUUUUAGACAAAAUUUGUACAUCAUUACUUAAUAUGUCACUGAACUGAGUUGCCCCAGCUAUGUAUAUGCUGUUGCAAGCACACUUUCCCCAACGGCUUGGUUUGGUGUAACUGGUCAUGUAAUGGGAUGUCUUUGUUUUCCUUUGUCUUCCGCAGCGAGGUUUCCGGUUCCGAUAUGGCUGUGAAGGUCCCUCACAUGGUGGGCUUCCUGGAGCAUCUAGUGAGAAGGGACAUAAGACUUACCCCACAGUUAAGGUGAGCAUCAGAUAGUUUUUAAAAAAAUGUAUAUUCUUCAUUGCAAGAUAAAAAGUACAUAAGAGUAAGAUAAGACACAUAAAGAAGAAAUGGUACCCAUGUAGAAAGCAGAACAACAACAAAAUGGUAUACAUUACCCCCAAAAAACAUUGUGGUUAACCAGACCUUAACCUAAUACUGUACAGUAUUUAUAAAAUGAAUUUGAAAUAUUGUUGAAUUUGUCCAUGGCAAGUCUCCGUUUGUAGGCAACUUGUUCAUGUGUAGCGAGUUUGGACAUAUAUUCAGUCCAGUCGUUGAAGGGAGCUGCUUUAUUUUCCCCAGUUUGUCAAUAUCUGUCUUUUUGCCAUAGGGCAGGGAGAGUCUAUUCAUAUUGUGCCCUUUUGUUAGAUUCAGUGUAUUGAAAUAUAGCCCAGCCAAAUAUUGAUUAAACUACCUGAAGGUGAGAGCAUCAGAUGGUUUAAUCAGUAUUUGGUUGGGCUAUAUUUGAAGAUCUUUAAAUUAUUUUUUUUUUUAAGAACAGCCAUACUCUCAUGGGCCACUGGUAUUCCGACUUAGGAUAGCCUUUUUGACUAGCAGAUGGACAUCUGUUGCUUUGGGAGGAGUACAAAGUGCCAAUGAAAUACUUGGUUUGCAGUCUUCAUCCACCUGCACUUUAGGACACACUUUGCAACAUUAUACCUGGCAGGUGUUGUGAAAAUAUCACCUUGCUCUUGUUGUCUGAGGUGCUUAGUUGCUUAGGGAUCAAAUGUGUUUUGCCAUCCAGCUCCUCUGAAGGAAUGGAGCAUUUCCAUUGAGCUUGAAUCAGGGUGGAUUUGAUUUAAAUCACUAGUCAGUAAGACUUGAUUGAAAUCAUUUUAUUACAGAAAGACUCAUUCUUGCUGGUAUAAUCUUAAUAUUUACAACCAGAUGGAGGUUUCAUUUUUGGGAUUUUUCAGAGUGGUUUUUUACAGUUACAUAAAAAAUUGCUGAUUUGGUUAUACUGUUAGGAAUACACAGACAGAUAAUUAUGAAAUUAUUGUGAGGUUUAAUAAGUUAACUGUUUAUAUUUGGACAACUUUUCUGCUGUACUUUAUUGGAAGGAGAAAAACCAAUCAUUUACUUUAAAACAAUUAAAACAAUUUAUUUAACUGAAACAAUAACAUUAUAGCAUAUGUAUCCGUGUUUGUUAACUGAUGCGGUUAAACAAUAAAAUAAAAAAACUUAGACGGAGUUUUAGCACACAUGAAAAACUUAAAUCCUUAUUUCCUGAUGAAUAGCCUUUGGACUGUAGUGUAACUUAAAUAGAAAACUAUCUUUAGAACGAUUUUUCCUCCAAAAGCAUUUUAUUUUAAAAAUCCAAUUAAAAUUAAAAAAAUCUGGUGUUGUUUUUUUUAAAUUUAAAAAAUCAUUGAUUUUAAUCAAUGGAAUUAAACAUUGGGGGCAGGUUGAGUCACUGGGAAUAAGUUGUGAAGAGACCCCAGAGGCAAAGAGUGUAGAGCGGAUGGGUUGAGUCAUCUGACGGGAAGGCUUUUAGUGGAGGGUGAGGCUUGAGGAAGAAGGAAGAGGAGGUGGAGAAUUGGGGGAAGAAGGGACUUAAUUAGAAGGCAUUCAAACUUCAUAGUACUUAAUAUCAGGAAUGUCUGUGUGCCGUGAAGGAAGCGAGCGCUGGAGAGGCUGACGAUUGCUCAGUUUCCCUUCAGCUGUGCAAAGCAGGCAAGGACAUGAAAAGCAAGGAUGUGAGGCAGUGCUGGAUUUACAUAUUGCAGCCCAGGGCCUCAUAACCUAGUGGGGCCUUGGUCUCUUGCCAUUUUUUGUGGGGGAAGGAAGGCAGAGUUUACUCUCUAGGCUAGGCAUAGGCAAACUCGGCCCUCCAGAUGUUUUGGGACUACAGCUCCCACCAUCCCUAGUUAACAGGGCCAGUGGUCAAGGUUGAUGGGAAUUGUAGUCUCAAAACAUCUGGAGGGCCGAGUUUGCCUAUGUCUGACUAGGCCCAGUUGCUUUUGUUGUUGCUUAGUCGUUUAGUCGUGUCCGACUCUUCGUAACCCCAUGGACCAGAGCACGCCAGGCACUCCUGUCUUCCACUGCCUCCCGCAGUUUGGUCAAACUCAUGUUCGUAGCUUCGAGAACACUGUCCAACCAUCUCGUCCUCUGUCGUCCCCUUCUCCUUGUGCCCUCCAUCUUUCCCAGCAUCAGGGUCUUUUCCAGGGAGUCUUCUCUUCUCAUGAGGUGGCCAAAAUAUCGGAGCCUCAGCUUCAGGAUCUGUCCUUCCAAUGAGCACUCAGGGCUGAUUUCCUUCAGAAUGGAUCGGUUUGAUCUUCUUGCAGUCCAUGGAACAGUAAAAAAGAGAACAAGAUUUCGUUUCUUAUGAUCAGGUGCUGUUGAGUUUGGGCCUCCCUAAGUCUCCUAGCCAAAGGCAUCCAGUUGCCUUAAUCUGGGCCUGAUGUGAGGGAACAAAAAGGUGGCAGAGGCCAGGAAGAUGGUGAAAGUAGCACAAAGCCAAACAGCACAGGGGCUGCGAGUAAGAGGAGCUGCACCUUAUUAUUGGGAAGGAAAUUGGCAGGUCAUGGCGUCCUGAAGGACUAGUGACUGGGCCGAUGUACUGAGUCGAGACCUGCUGUCCUCCUGGCGCUGAUGGAAGUUGUAUUUGAGCAACCCCAACCAGCGCAGCUGGAGGGCCAGGAUCGGCCCAAGACCAUUGGGCGCCUGAGGUGGACCACAAAAUGGCGGCUGCUCUCCCCCGCGAGGGAAGAAGGUGUGGGUGAAGUUCUACCUCAGGAACAAGGGGAGGGGGAAAUAAAGAUCUGCAUUGGGAACAAAGGUGGAAGGAGAACAGUGUUUCUUAAUGGCAUGAGGUGGCACAGUGGGUGCUGCCAGUUGCAGGAUUGCAGCGUUGCAAAGGGGCAGCAGAUACCUAGAAGCGGCAAACAGCUGUGGGAUUGAAUUUCAGGUAAAUAGCCAAUUUUGUUUUAUUUUUUAGCUUCAGGCUUGUCAAUUGGAGUUUCCUUGGGCUGGUGUACCUGAGUGGUCUGUUUUAGGAUGCAUUGCUAAACGAAGGUGUUAAUGAUUUUCCACAGCUCCGCCUGGUUUUUCUCAGAACUUUGUUGCUGCAGCAGCCUUUAUUUUGCGGGGCAAUUUUUCCCAAGUAUUACUGGAUGGGGAAAAAAUAAACACUUGCGAUAGAUAGGAGUUAAAGCUCUUGUUCAACAUUAGUGUGGUGAAAUCGAUUUCAGAUGUUAAAAAGAAGUAAACAACCAUUCCCUAUCUAGUUAGUCUAAUCCACUCUUCUGCCUUUCUUUUAACAUUUGUUUAACCCCUUCUUUAUAAGUAAACUAUUUUGUCUUUUUUCUAGUUUUUCAGUUCUGUGCAGUUACUAGAGCUGCAGGGAGUACUCAUCUUGUUGAGACACCAUUGAUUGGUGACAUUAUUAUUUAUUCUAUAACUCCUGAGUGCAUUGGCUUUUUGAUGGCUACUUAAAGUAUAAAGAUUCAUUUUGUGUAAGGUUGCGUAUGUCGGGAUCUGUGGCAGCGGAAAGAAAAGCUGACUGUAGUCUUUGGAGAUAAUUUGUACUACGUUUGUGUGAGGCCCAUCCCUUUUAGACCAAAAAAAAAGGGAGUCCCGUUUCAGGUGUACACAAAGUACAGUCAGGCUUUGUUGUGAAGAAACCCAAAUCGUGCACCAGCGGUUUUUUCUUUGUAAUAACAGAAAAUGAAUUACUUUGGCUGCAAUUGUAAUUGUAUUGCGAUGAGGCUACAUUUUAAUGUUUCAAUAUUUUAAUGUAUUUUAAUUUUGUUUUUAAGUUGUAAUCAUUCAACUUGUUUUUAUUAUUGCUUGUUAGCUGCCCUGAGCCCGGCCUUGGCUGGGGAGGGCGGGGUAUAAAUAAAAAUUAUUAUUAUUAUUAUUAUUACAAUUGUAUUGCAUACCUUAUUUUAUCUGUAUCUGGCUGCAAUCUGCAUUUUAAAAUUCAAACUUUUAACAUUUAAUAAUUUAAAAUUGUGAUUGUGAAAUCUGGCACCCUUUAGAGGUGACUCUUAAAGUUUACACCAGACUAGUAAACUUACUGAUUCAGGGCCCUGUCCUGAAAUUUUUACUGAGUGCUUUGUUGGGUAGUUGAUGGUUGCUUUCGAGAAGCUAUGCCUUGAAAAUGGCUUUGUGCUAGGUAAAUUGUGGCUGUGUUCUGGCAUAAUGCUAAACUGUGGCUUAGAUUACAAGAAUGAGCCUACCAUCUUCCCUGACUUGGGUGCUGUCCCUCUCUGUGAGGAGAUUGGAACCUUCCACUUCCACUUUGGAUUAAUCAUAGCAUAGCAUGUUGUCUGAGCCCUAAACCAAUUAAUCUUAACUGUGGCUAGCAAAAACGACCCAGCUUCAUAAACCUUGGCUUGAAGUUGCCCUUCCUCUGCUAUCUGUGGUGAAGAUUUAACUACCGUAUUUUUUGCUGUAUAAGACUCACUUUUUCCCUCCUAAAAAGUAAGGGGAAAUGUGUGUGCGUCUUAUGGAGCGAAUGCAGGCUGCGCAGCUAUCCCAGAAUCCAGAACAGCAAGAGGGAUUGCUGCUUUCACUGUGCAGCGAUCCCUCUUGCUGUUCUGGCUUCUGAGAUUCAGAAUAUUUUUUUUAUUGUUUUCCUCCUCCAAAAACUAGGUGCAUCUUGUGGUCUGGUGCGCCUUAUAGAGCGAAAAAUACGGUAGUUAUUUCUACAGUCCUACCUUGUGUUGCGUCCGCUUCAUGUUGCGUCUUUUCGCGUUAUGUCCUGCGGCAACCUGGAAAUACCAGAAAAGGUUACUUCUGGGUUUUGCCGCUUGCGCCUGCGCAGAGGUGCUAAAUUGCGCUGUGUGCCUGCGCAGAUGCAGCGUUUCGAGUUGUGGGCAUUUCACGUUACGGACGGGGCUCCGGAACGGAUCCCGUCCAUAACACGAGGUACCACUGUAUUUGGAUGAAGCAGCAAGUCGCAGUUAAAAAAUAAAAUAAAAUGGAAGCUUCCACAUUCCUUGCAGCUGUGUUGAAGGAGGCUGGCAGGGGUUUGGGGUGGGAAUGUACGAGCCCAGGUUGAGGCGAAGUCCAUUUUCACAAUGCGAAACUGUGGGCUUACUCUGGUUUCAAAUUAACCCAGUAAUAAUUGCUGAUGGGAAUUCUGGGGAGAAAAACUGAUCCAUAGGCCUAAAAGUAUGUGUUACAAAGAAUUGUCCUCUCUCUGGCUGGACUCUAAUCACUUGGACUUCCGUGUUCUUCUUUUUCAUUGCCAGAUCUCCAAUUAUUUCGGGAUGGCUAGGAUAGAAGUGGACCUGGUGACUCACACUGACCCUCCGCAGGUGCACGCCCACAGCCUCGUGGGAAAGCAGUGCAACGAAGCCGGCAAUUGCAUUGUAACUGUGGGCCCCAAGGACAUGACAGCACAGUACGUAUGAGCUGGCGGGUGGGGAGUUGUAGAUAGUAAUGCUUUUUUGUAAAAUUCUGAUUUUGUAAAAAGCAGAAUUCUGACUAUAUUUUUGGCUCUGUCGAGCUAGAGCUAAGCGUUUCUUGAAAGAAAUGGCACUUACAAUCCAGAGGUACCUUGGGUCUUGAACGUAAUCCGUUCUGGAAGACCGUUUGUGUUCCGAAACGUUAGAAAACCAAGGUGCAAAACAAAUCAGCAAAUUCAGUUGAGAAAAUUGAAAAAUACACAGCAGAAGCUGUUCAACUUCCGAGGUGUGUUUGAAAAUGGAAGCAUUUACCGUAUUUUUCGCUCUAUAGGAUGCACCCGACCAUAGGACGCACCUUGUUUUAGAGGGGGAGAACAAGAGAAAAAAAUUCUCCCCCUCUUUGCCCAGCACCCCUUCAAUGAAGCGGCAGGAGGUGCUGCACAGAGAGGGGGAGAAUUAUUUUUUUCUUGUUCUCCCCCUCUAAAACAAGGUGCAUUCAGUCGCCUUCAGGCAGCUACCUUGGAAACCUGGAGAGCGCACCCACCACUCUCGCUCUCUAGGCUUCAGUGAAGGCAACCCGAAGCCUCCGAAGCACGGCGGGAGUUCCUGCUGCUCUCUGGAGGCUUCGGGUUCCUUUCAACCUGCUCUUUGGGGCUGGCCGGGGGAAGUCCACCGCCUGCCCCAAAGAGCAGGUCCGGAAGCAGCAGAAAGGCGCGCAGCCUUCCCGCUGCUCCGCAAGCUUCUUGGGGCUGCCGGGGAAGCCCAGGUCCCCCCCCCCCCCAGCCCCAAAGAGCCCCAGGAGAGACUGCGCGUGGCUAUAGCUUCUUGAGCCCCGCGCAGCCUCUCCCGGCUGGAGAGGUUUCGCGCGGCUAAAGAGGAAGCCAAGACAGUGAGCGGGAUCCAUCCCGCUCGCUGUCUUGGCUUCUGCCAUAGCAGGGAGAGGCUGCGCGUGGCUAUGGCAAUACCCCCACCUCCCGCAAAAGCCCACAGGAGCCGCGCGCACUUUAAGGAGCGCAUGGCUCCUGUGGGCUUUUCUACGAGGGGGAGAAGGGACUGACUGGCCGCGUCAGUCCCUUCUCCCUCCUGAGGAAAAGCCCGCAAGAGCCGCGUGGAGCUUGUGUGCGGCUUUUGGGGGCUUUUCCUGCCUGCCUCCCCCCUGCCUCCGCUCCAUAAGACAGACACACAUUUCCCCUUACUUUUUAGGAGGGGAAAAGUGCGUCUUAUGGAGCGAAAAAUACGGUACUUCUGGGUUUUCGGUGUUUGGGUUCCAAAAUGUUUGUCAACAGAGAUGUUCGAGAACUGAGGUACCACUGUACAGCUGGAUAUUGUAGACUGGCCAAAUAUUGCACACUUAACCAAUUAGUUAGGAAUUUUGGAACAGUCAUUUAUUGCAGUAUAAAAUAUUGAGAGCAUUUCCUCUUCCUGGACUUAGCUGGCGGUUGAACUGGCAACUUCUAGACCACAGCAUGCUCUCAGAACCAGAUGGCUGAGCCUUAUGUCGCCAUUAGGCUCUGAUGUCUUAAUUAGUUUUCUUAUUUUUUGUUGCACUUUUCUUUAUUGUAAGAUAAAUUUGAUGAGUUUAAUGCAAGCAUAAAACAGAAUUGUUCUUUCUCAGAGGAGGCAGAUAUGCUGUGAAGAGUAAGUUUGCCCAUCUGUUUCUGGAGGCAAGUCUAGCUGACCAUCACAUCUCCACAAUUCCACUGAUUAAGAAUCCUUUCCUAAUUCUUAACUGACUUUUGUCAGGAGGGUAGAGUGUUUUUUUGGCUCUAGAGCUACAGUGGUGCCUCGCAAGACGAAAAUAAUCCGUUCCGCGAGUCUCUUCAUCUAGCAGUUUUUUCGUCUUGCGAAGCAACCCUAUUAGCGGAUUAGCGGUUUAGCGGCUAUUAAAGGCUUAGCGGCUUAGCGGCUAAAAGGCUAUUAGCGGCUUAGCGGCUUAGAAAAAGGGGGGGGAAAGCGAAAAAAAUCGCAAGACUCGCAAGACAUUUUCGUCUUGCAAAGCAAGCCCAUAGGGAAAUUCGUCUUGCGAAGCGCAUUGAAAAACGGAAAACCCUUUCAUCUAGCGGGUUUUUCGUCUUGCGAGGCAUUCGUCUUGCGGGGCACCACUGUAUUGGCCUUAUUUUUGUUCUUCAGAUUCCCCCUCCUUGCUCCCCCAGACUCGGACGGGUGCCUUUCUUUUCCUUUCCUGUGGGAAAAUAUAUUGUUGAAAUGCAAAGUAAGAGUAGGAGUUAGGAAGUUAGGAAGCUAACUCUUCUAGGUGAUAACGUCAUUGUAAUGACUAUACAUUGUCCAAACUCUUCAUAUUCAAAGAGAACUUUACUUACAUUAACUGAAAAGAAUGUCUUCACAACCUCAUGCUUAUUCACUUUGUUCCUUAUAGAGAGCUUCUGCAUAGGUUUCUCCUUAGUAACAUUUAGGGAUCUUCCUCUGUCUGUUUCACUUCGGACAAAUCAGACUGACACAACAUUGUCCUCAGCGGUAUCCUGAGAAGUCUCUCAGCAGCCAUUCUCCACACGCAGAGAGCAGAAAGCAGUUAAAAAUGACAGUUGCUGGAAUAACAGUCACAACACAAUAGAAUGCCUCUCUCGUGUGACUCACAGCCAGCCAAUCACAUGAGAGCUACUGCAAAAGGAAAAACCCCAUGUUAAAACUACACAGUAAUUUAACAUAAGUAAACAUUCCCAUUUCAGGAAUUAAAUCAUCAUCCUUAACAGAGGUGUGGGGGAAGGAGACGAGGAAGAGGACUUUGCACUUGGUGGCACUACCCCAUUGAGAAUGUAUUUGGUGUUGAGCCCAUGUAAAUAAUGCCUUCAAAGCAUCCAUAAAUCAAAUUCUUUCCUUCAGUCAAGUCUGGAUUGAGGCCUUUGUCUAGGCAGAUCAAUCAUCCAUGGCAUUUUUCAGUGUCCUGGGUUUAAUCUUCAGCAUGUCCACAUCUUGCCUUUGAAUCGUGCCCAGCACUUGCUCAACAGUGCACAGAUUUCAAACGUUACUCUGUUUGAACUCUUGUCUCUCUUGAACCUGUUUGCAUGAGUCCCAUUAAGCACCUGACCUUUGGCUGUGUUUGGCUGGCUCAUGGAGGGCUUUGUCUGCGAGUAAGCUAAGUUUGUGUGUGUGUGUUAUUGAGGAGCUACACUGUGAGCCUUGUCAAUGGGUGGAAGACUCCCAUCCCAUAUUGUUUUGUGUUUAUUUCCCUUUCUUCCACUGCUAAUUUUCUAAAAUUCCCUCAGGUGCCGGAAUUCACCACGAACAUCUUGCUUGUUCUCUUAUAAUGGCACCCGAGAGGUGCCAGAACUGAGUUUUGUAAAUGAACUGGUCGGCUGCUACUGGGAAAGUCUCCUUGUUCUUCCACCCAUUAAUGACUUCAGCUUUUCUUUUCUUUUUUUAAAAAAAUAAUAUUUAUUAAAAUUUCACAAGAAAAAAAACCACAUUAAUGAAGAAAAAAUUAACAAUAAAAAGAAAAAAUACAAAGUAAAAAAGGAAAAAACAAUUAAAAACAAUUUCAUCUUUUCCUCACUUCUUUUACAUUUACUUGUUUCCCGGACCUCCUCUUACCUCCCUCUUUUGUAUUCUAAUUAAAUAUGUUAAUCCAACAAUUCCUUUCCCUCCUUUUUAAUCCUAAUCUUUAAUCUUGAUAUAAUAUAACUUUAAAUUUUAGAUUUUACAUAUUAAAACCAAUUUUUCCAUAUUCUUUUAGCCUGUACAGCUAGAAACCCCUUAACUUCAAUCCAACAUCAUUCUAACAUUCAUUAAUUUUGCAAUAUUUCUGUAAAUAGUCUUUGAAUUUCUUCCAAUCUUCUUCCACCGACUCUUCUCCCUGGUCACGGAUUCUGCCAGUCAUUUCCGCCAAUUCCAUGUAUUCCAUCAUUUUCAUCUGCCAUUCCUCCAGUGUGGGUAGAUCUUGUGUCUUCCAUACUUUGCUGACUUCAGCUUUUCUAGACUGGUGCAGGAUACGGCCUCGCAGCAGAAUCAACACUGCAGCCCCCUUGCUGUUGUUUUCAAUCCUUAUUGGCUGCCAAUGCAGCAGGGCAUCUCCCUUCCUAGUUCGGAGGAAGAGAAGAAGGCCCUUCCUCAGUUCUUUAUAUUUUCUUAAAGAAUGCCUAACCGCUUCCUUCCCUCAGAAUAAGGCAGAGAGGAGGGGAAGAGGCACUGCUUCUCUGCUGCCAUGUUGGCAGUAGUGAACAUUAAAAAUAGAAGAAGGCUGAGUCGAGUGGCAGAUGAGGAAGGGCCUCAUUUUGCUCAUUUUCCAAGCACAAUUCAAAGUGUUGGUGUUGACCUUUAAAGCCCUAAAUGGCCUCGGCCCAGUAUACCUGAAGGAGCGUCUCCACCCCCAUCGUUCUGCCCGGAUGCUGAGGUCCAGCUCCGAGGGCCUUCUGGCGGUUCCCUCACUGCGAGAAGCAAAGCUACAGGGAACCAGGCAGAGGGCCUUCUCGGUGGUGGUGCCCGCCCUGUGGAACGCCCUCCCACCAGAUGUCAAAGAGAUAAACAACUACCAGACUUUUAGAAAACAUCUGAAGGCAGCCCUGUUCAGGGAAGUUUUUAAUGUGUGACAUUUUGAUGUGUUUUUAAUCUUUUUAUGAUUAUGAUGAUUAUUAUUAUUGAACUGGACUUGACUGGGAGGUGGCUUUGUCCCCUUAGUGAUGAAGACAGGACCGUCAAAAACCCUUGCUCCAGAGAUUGAUAGGUGGGGUCACCUUUCCCAGGACCUUGUCCUAAUGUUGAGGAGAAUGAAUGUUCAAUACUCUAGUCAUGGCAGCCCAGUGGGUAAAUUUUGCUGUUUCUUCCGAUCAUUUAGUUAGCUGCUGAUGCUCUAAAAUAGAUAGGUUCAUGGGUUCUAGUCGGAUCUUGAUGUCAAUAUCGUUUAUUCAGAUCCAGCAAAAACACACACACAAAACCCCCACAAAAUCCGAACUUGAAAUGGAGAUUUGACCAGGUAGAUGUUUACUUGCACUGUUUGUUUUCACUGCACAGUAGGCCUACAGAAUUUAGAGCAAGCAAAGUACAGUACUCUGUAGCUUCUUCCAUUUCUUUUAGAAGAGCAAAAGAGAAAAGCUGAUGCAUUUUAGAUUUCAUUGCGGUUAAUUGAUGCUACAUGCACAACAACAUGGCCGCCUCUUGUUUAUUUGUCAUGCCUCUUUAUUAACACAGGAGAGCUCCCAUUGCUUUCUUCCAGUUCCUGCCAACCUAGCAGUUUGAAAGCAUACCAGUGUGAGUAGAUAAAUAGGUACCACUGCGACGGGAAGGUAAACGGCGUUUCCAUGGGCUGUGGCACUCGUCACGGUGUUCCAUGCACCAGAAGCGGUUUAGUCCUGCUCGCUACAUGACCCGGAAAAGCUUUCUGCGGACAAAUGCUGGCUCCUUUACCUUUUACCUUUUAUUAACAUGGGAAGUUAAAUAAGUUGUUUUUAUUCUGACCUCUUGUUAUCUGUGCUUUUUGUCUUCCAUUAAAUAUUUUCAAGACAUGUUCAGCCCCAGUAGUGGUGACUGGGAUCUCCUGCUCUUGUUCUUGGGUGCAUCUGUGCCCAACUAGGCACUUUCGCUGAUAUGAGGUGUUGAUUUGUCCUUUCUCAGAUUUAACAACCUGGGUGUGCUCCAUGUGACCAAGAAAAACAUGAUGGAGGUCAUCCGGGACAAGCUGAAGAAGCAGAAGUUGCGAACCAGAGUGCAGUCUCUGACAGGUGACCUUGAACUGGGAAGGAAACAUCUGGGGAGUGGUUUGCUAGGAACUGUCUGCCCCUCUACCUGUUAAACUAUUUGUGUGUGUGUGUGUGUGUGUGUGUGUGUGUGUGUGUUGAGGUUCUAUAACUGAUUUGGAGUACAGUGGUACCUCAGGUUACAUACGCUUCAGGUUACUUACGCUUCAGGUUACAGACUCCGCUAACCCAGAAAUAGUGCUUCAGGUUAAGAACUUUGCUUCGGCAUGAGAACAGAAAUUGUGCUUCGGCGGCAUGGCAGCAGCAGGAGGCCCCAUUAGCUAAAGUGGUGCUUCAGGUUAAGAACAGUUUCAGGUUAAGAACGGACCACCGGAACGAAUUAAGUACAGUGGUGCCCCGCAAGACGAAUGCCUCGCAAGACGAAAAACUCGCUAGACAAAAGAGUUUUCCGUUUUUUGAGUCGUUCCGCAAGACGAAUUUCCCUAUGGGCUUGCUUCGCAAGACGAAACGUCUUGCGAGUUCUUGCAAGUUUGUUUCCUUUUUCUUAAAGCUGCUAAGCCGUUAAUAGCCGCUAAGCCACUAAUAGCCGUGCUUCGCAAGACGAAAAAACCGCAAGACGAAGAGACUCGCGGAACGGAUUAAUUUCGUCUUGCGAGGCACCACUGUACUUAACCCGAGGUAGCACUAUACUGGAUCAGUCUCAGUUCACUCUGGGACUAGAGGUGCAAGAUUCAUACCAUGGUUCUCACUUGAAAUGUGCAACAAGUCAAUUGGUGUAACGUGUUAGCAUGGCAGGCAGUGGUUAAGUAUGAAUGAAAAAGAGUUACUUGCCAGUGACAAGAAGCUUCACACAAUUUUCCUCUUAAUAGCAUUCUUAGUUUACAGAACAUGACUGAGGUUUUGGAUGUGCCUGGCUUCUCCAAGACAGCAGUCAUAGAAUUAGAAUUGUAGAGUUGGAAGGGACCCUGUGGGUCAUCUAGUCCAACCCCUUGCAAAGCAGGAAUAUGCUGCUAUCCCUUACGGGGAUAGAACCUGCAACCUUGGUGUUACCAGCGCCACACUCUAACCAACCGAGCUAUCCAGGUGACAAUGAGUCUACGCACCUGACUUUAAAGGAUUUUGGGUUUCCAUGCAGAACUGUGCCUCUGAGCGUGUGUAGAAGGCAUUGCCCUCUAUAGAGUGGCCGCAAUCUGAUCCUUCCCACUAUGUCUGGAAUGGGAAGGAAGGCCCUUUAACUCAAAAUCACCCCUUUCUGGGGUAUGGGGGGGCUCGAAAUCUGGUGUACCUAAUAGGGGCAAGGUACAGGAAAGGGGAGGGAUGCGGGUGGCACUGUGGGUUAAACCACAGAGCCUAGGGCUUGCUGAUCAGAAGGUUGGCGGUUCAAAUCCCCGCGAUGGGGUGAGCUCCUGUUGUUCGGUCCCAGCUUCUGCCCACCUAGCAGUUCGAAAGCACACCAGUUCAAGUAGAUAGCUAGGUACCACUCCGGCGGGAAGGUAAACGGCAUUUCCGUGCGCUGCUCUGGUUCACCAGAAGUGGCUUAGUCAUGCUGGCCACAUGACCCGGAAGCUGUACGCUAGCUCUCUCGGCCAGUAAAGCGAGAUGAGCGCCGCAACCCCAGAGUCGGUCACAACUGGACCUAAUGGUCAGAGGUCCCUUUACCUUUACCUGUACAGGAAAGGGGAAGACUGAAAUUAGGGAGAGGAGUGUAGUGAAAGGGAAGGGCAGAACAGAACAGGGUUGAGAACAGAACACAGCAUGCGAGAGGAAUGGCUUGCUGGAGCUUAGCAUGAGCUUCCCUUUCUAUUGCCAGGCCCUUGGGCUUGAAACCUGGGAACAAACAUCGCAUUCGAGCUUGUGUAAUGUUCCUUUCUUCUUCGCUUUCUGUCAGAUUGCCCCUUAAAAUAGGGGCCAGCAUUGAAGUAUGACUUUCUAGAAGCUGGGCUCUUCAGUGGCCCUAGUGGGAGCUUUGUGCUUCCAGUGGAAGACUCACUCACAUGGGUUUGAUUAAAAUGGGACAACUUGUUCAAGUGUUUUUCCAGGGUGUAAUGGUCCAAAAGCAAGUCAGGGUCGCCCUUGCUGUAGCCCCCAAGGUUUUGUUUGAGACAUCAGAAGCUAUUAUGAGGGGUUGACUGACAUAACUUUCUAACCAACUCAAUUCCGCUUUUCUCAGUAUGCCCGGUAUAAUGUGGACCUUUGUGUCUUUUCGAUAUAAUUUGUAAACUAGUUUCCUGCACAGUUAUCAACCCAGUAAAGGUGCAGGAGCCCAGAAAUUCUGGGUUCGGAUCUUUGCCUCUGCUGUAAACUUUGUAGGUGCUUUUGGGCCAGUUGCAAUUUCUUGACCUUGGAUCUCCAACCUGUAAUUUGGAGAUCGUGAUUCUGACCUCUCUUACGCGCAGUUACUGCAAGGAUUAUAUGGAGCACUUCAAAAACUCAAGGCACUAUGCAGAUGUUAGGUAAUUGGCUUUCCGUUUGCCGACGACAAGCCCCAUCCUGCCACAUGGGAGCCACUUCCAAGAAGCCAUGUGUUUUAGUAGAGUGUGGAGAAAGCCCACUGGGGUUCCCUAGGGGUAGGAGAGAACAUACAGCAAUUACUGCAGGAGUCUUAGCGCCAUAUAGAUCCAAAAUAAUUUCUCUCCCAGCUGUUGGUUCAUAUGGUAGGCGGAGAUUGUAUACAUGACAUGCGUUUGCAAAUCAUUGAGAGCAUCCUGCCUCAUUAAUAGUUACUCUGAUAGCAAGAGUAGGGCUGGGUGAUAUAGUGACAUAUCGCCCAAAACCUGUUUGAAGUCCAUAUUGUGAUAUCUGUUUUGUAAUUUUUGACCUGGCAAUAUAUCACAAGUCAUGAUGUGCUAUUCAAAAAUAUGGGAAAAACUGAAGCCAGCCCAAUGCCUCUACAUAGCUCCAUCCUUAUUUCUGACAUUGUGAUAUAUCAGUAUAUCGCAAUGUUUAGUUGGUGAUGUAUUGUGAUGUUUAAUACCAGAUAUCGCCUGAUGGCAGAUAGCAGAUGGCAUCAAAGGCAGCCCAUACAGGAGGGAUGGGGUACUUGUUGUCCUUCAGAGACAUUAUGAGAUGACCUCUUGCCUUUGGUUGGGAAGGGUACACUCUGACGUGGGGUACAGGAUCCCCGGGUUUGUGGAUGUAGUAGCCCUUGUUUGCCAGGUGUAUAAUUCAGCAUCUACUUUGGCAGAAUCUGAAGAAGAGGAGAUUGAGCAAGAGGCUAAGGAGCUGAAGAAAACAAUGGACCUCAGCAUUGUCCGGCUGCGAUUCAGUGCCUACCUUCGUGACAGCAGUGGGAACUUCAGCCUGGCGCUGAAGCCGGUUAUCUCGGACCCUAUCCAUGACAGCAGUAAGUCUUCUCUCUUGGUCCGUAGACUGACCUCAGUUGGGGUUUCACCCUUGUUUGGAGGAGAGCCAUGGAGCAAGCAUUUGCCACUGUGUCUACUGCUCGGCCAGGUUUUGAACAUCGGCAUCUGGUUAGCCACAGUAUGGUCCAAACCGCAGAGCCUCUUGGGCUUGCCGAUCGGGAGGUCGGCGGUUCAAAUCCCCGUGACGAAGUGAGCUCCCAUCGUUCUGUCCCAGCUCCUGCCAACCUAGCAUUUGAAAGCACGCCAGAGCAAGUAGAUAAAUAGGUACUGCUGUGGUGGGAAGGUAAACGGCGUUUCUGUGCACUCUGGUUUCCAUCACGGUGUCCCGUUGCACCAGAAGUGGUUUAGUCAUGCUGGCCACAUGACUCAGAAAGCUGUCUGUGGACAAACGCCGGGUCCCUUGGCCUGAAGCAAGAUGAGUGCUGCAUCCGCAUAGUUGCCCUUGACUGGACUUACCGUAUUUUUCGUCCUAUAGGGCGCACCGGCCCAUAGGAUGCACCUUGUUUUUUUUGGGGGGGGGGAAUGAAUAAAAAAAAAUUAUCCCCCCCCGCCGCGGCUGCCGCCCCAAGCCUUGCGCACACCUGCCCGAAGCACGGGAGCCCUCCGGAGGGCUCCCCGUGCUCGGCGCAGGCUGCCGCCCCAAGCCUCGCGCACUCGGCGGGACCUCCUGCCGGGCGCGCAAGGCUUGCAGACACUCACCCGAAGCUGCCGCCCCAAGCCUCACACACCCGGCGGGACCUUCUGCCGGGCGCGCAAGGCUUGCGGACACUCGCCGGGGCUGCAGGCUGCUGCCCGCAAGCCUUGUGAGCCCGCGGGAACUCCCACCGGGCUUGCAAGGCUUGCGGAUAGCUUCCUGAAGCCUGGAGAGCGAGAGGGGUCGGUGCGCACCGAUGCCUCUCGCUCUCCAGGCUUCAGCGAAGCUCUGCAUUCGCCCCAUAGGACGCACACACAUUUCCCCUUCAUUUUUGGAGGGGAAAAAGUGCGUCCUAUGGGGCGAAAAAUACGGUAACUGUCCAGGGGUCCUUUACCUUUACCUUUUUACCUUGCUGGGCUGGGUGGGGCUUUGACCUCAUCCAGCUGCUUAUGUUCUUAAGAAGAGUUCUGCUGGCUCGCAGCAACUGGCUUUCGUUUCACUUUUUAUUUGUAUACCUCCUUUCUAUAUUACUAUACUGAAGGCGGUUUGCAAGCUGAAGAGAUGACAGAAAUCAUGCACACACCUUGUAACAAGCUGAUCAAGUACAAAAAAAAGUCAUAAUGCAUACAUAACAUUAAAAUAAACAACUUCAAAUAAAGCAACACUCAGUAAUCCAUUAGAAUGUAAUGGUGCACAAUGAAAUUAAAUAUCAGCAAACCGUAAUUAAACAUAAAUUCUUAGCAACCUGUUUUAGCCGUGGGCCGGUCCACCGUCCCUCAGACCAUGUGGUGGGCCAUACUAUAUUUUGAAAAAAAAAUUGAACAAAUUCCUAUGCCCAACAAAUAACCCAGAGAUGCAUUUUAAAUCAAAGCACACAUUCUGCUAAUGUAAAAACACCAGGCAGGUCCCACAAAUAACCCAGAGAUGCAUUUUAAAUAACAGGACACAUUCUACUCAUGUAAAAAAACACUGAUUCCCGGACCGUCCGUGGGCUGGAAUGAGAAGGCAAUUGGGCCGCAUCUGGCCCACGGGCCUUAGGUUGCCUACCCCUGCUUAACGCUCUUAAAAAUUACAAUAAAUAAUUACUAAACCGUUAGCAAUAAAAAAAGAACAGCAAGUCACAAUGCGUAAAAUGCCACAAUACAUACAAAACCAUGUAAAAGGGUCAAACAAAGGCACACAACUUAUCACGUUGUUGUUGUUUUUAAUCCCGGAACUCCUGUCUUCAGUGUGUGCCCCAUCUCUGAUAUUGGGAAGACCACCACAGCUGCAUUUAGGCCUCAAGGUUGACACAUCUGUUGAGAGGAGUAUGCCAUCCUUCUCCCCAGGGCCUGAUUGUUGAUAUUUUGGGUCUUACAGACUUUGUAGAACACUAAUUUCAAGUUCACAUUUGUGCUGGAGAGCUUACAAGCUCAGGUAGGGCGUGGGGAACUAGGCUGUAUGGGAGACACCACAAACUAUGGCCACCAGGUGGCAAGUAGUAGCCAUAAAUCACUUCCUGUCUGAGCGUGUAGUGAGGCCUUCUACCAAGAUCUCCUUGCAUUGCGCAGAACAUGGAAGAGAGUUGAAUCUCUCUCUGCACCACAUUUUGGAGAUCCCUCCUCCUCCUCAGUCUCCAUAGCUUCGCACAAAUGGAAAGACUGACACAUUCCUUCUGGGUGCAUGGCUAGAGUACAUGAGAGGGGUGGGUUGAUGGUAAUCGCAAAAAAUAAUGGGCUGCCGAGGCUAGCCAAAAUUUGUGAACCUCUAGGCGCACAUUUGGCUUGAAAUAAUGUGGCUCUCGUAUGGAGUCCCCUUUCUUACAUUUGUACUCAUGAUUACAUACAAAAAAGCUGCCUGGAUCUCAGUUACACAGCUCUGCCUUUUCCUUGCUCUUCAGAAUCUCCCGGGGCUUCCAACCUGAAGAUCUCAAGAAUGGACAAGACAGCUGGCUCCGUGCGAGGCGGGGAUGAAGUUUACCUGCUGUGUGAUAAAGUCCAGAAAGGUGAGCGCUUAUUCCCCUUAUUUUCUUAUCUUUCAUUUGUUGAUGUUUUUGGGGGAGUGGCAUCAGAGGUCUUGAACAUUAGGAAGCAUCAGACGGGGUUGCCAACAAGGUGACUUGAGAUCUUUUCUGGGCACCCAGGAAGCCACUGCCUCCUUGGUCGUGAGAUUAUGAGGAUGGUUUCUCUUGGAAAAUUUUCCAAGAGCAGUGGCACACUUAUUAUUUCAUCUCUGCAUGCUUUUGAAGGCUCGGAUUGAUUCUGCUGGAUCUCACUUUUACUCAGAUCCAUUGGGAAAGAAGCCUGUGCACAUGGUCCUUUUCUGUGGGCUGGGCUGGGGGGUGUUGAUCUGGAGGAACAGAAGUGACCAGAAAAGGAUGUCCUCACAACAUCUGUUCAAAAAUCCAUAUGUGCCCACAGGCUUUAAAAGCUUGGAGGUACCCUAUCCAAUUAUGCCUGUGAGUCUUAAGAGCUUGAUUCCUUGUACUCCUGUUAAACAUUCUUCAGAAAUCUGGAUGGAUACCAAAUUCUGACCCGGUUUUAUUGGUUUCUUCAUUGUUCUCAAGACUACUUCGCUUGGCUAGGAUUUUCCAAAUACAGAUGUAUAUGUGUAUAUAUAUAUAGAUAGAUAGAUAGAUAGAUAGAUAGAUAGAUAUAGAUAUAGAUAUAGAUAUAUUUGUUUGUGCACUUUCUUACCUGCCCUUUCAUCUUAAGUUCCCAGGGGGCCCAGUUACAGCCCUAGAAAAUAGGAUUGCGAAAAGUAAAUAAAUUUGUUCGAAUGGAACAGGACAACUUGUUGCGUUUCUGCCAGCUUGCUUCAGAAGAAGCAAGUGUAGACAUGGCUUUCCAAGGCAGACGGUCCCUUUGUAAAUUGGGCCUCGGAGGGCUCUUCAUUAGCACAAGGAGAAGGAAUGAAGGAAGACCCCAUGUGGCUGCGGAGGAGACUUGUGGCCUGAAAAUGGCUUGGGAAAGGGAGAAAACGAUGCUCUAGAGCAGGCAUCCCCGAACUCUGCCCUCCAGCUGUUUUGGGACUACAAUUCCCAUCCCUGACCACUGGUCCUGUUAGCUAGGGGUGAUGGGAGUUGUAGUCCCAAACAGCUGAAGGGCUGAGUUCAGGGAUACCUGCUCUAGAGGGCUGGACUGUGGUCACAUAGUGGUAUUGAUUGCAUGCACUGAGAAUGUAUUGUGUGUGGAGAGAGAGAAGACCUUAAUAAAUGAGACCCUGUGCUAGUUCAGAUGCCUGGGACCUGAGACAGGGUGGGUUGGUGCUUUCUCACAAGGGAAAUAACUUUUUUCUUCCUCCUCCAGAUGAUAUUGAGGUGCGGUUUUAUGAAGACGAUGAGAAUGGCUGGCAGGCCUUUGGGGACUUCUCCCCUACAGAUGUACAUAAACAGGUACCGGUUGGGUCGUGGGAGGCCUGGGUCCCACUCAAAAGAUCGGUCUUGCUGAGCAAGUCUCUUGUCAGCUUGAGCAAUUAGAUGUCAAGAUUGUGUAGCAUUUUGUGUAGCACCAGGCUAAAAGAUAGGUAAAAGACCACCAGGUUUUGUGUGCGUGGGAAUUUAAGGAUUGUAAGUGUGUGCUUGGGGUUUCAUCUGCCUGGGGAAAAUGAGAGGUUCUGCUAGUAUACAUAGGUCCUAAGCAUAUGCUUUUGGAUUGUUGUCGCCUCUUAAACCUGAUGAGCUUCGCAAGAUCUUUGGAAAGCCCAUCUCCUUUCCCUGGUUUGCUCGCCUCUCGUGACCAGUGAACGCAAGCCCCGGGAAACUGGGUUUUUCUUCCAAUAAAGCUCGGAGGGUGAUAAAACUAUAUUCUGCAUGGUUGUGCGACUUACUUUAGGUCGUGAACCAGGCAACUACUUGCCCAUUUCCAUUGCUAUUCCUGGGCGAGGUGAGUGACUUGGCAGCUGCAGGGGAUGCAUGGACGAAACUGAUUUCUUCAGACACAUCAGUUAGGACUUGGGGCCAAGAUGCAGAAUAAGCUGCAGCAGUUGUCCUAGUUGAUGAUCCAUUUCUAGAGGUAUAUUUCCCUGGACGCCUCAGAUCUGUUCAAUAUCGUAGGCUCGUGAAAUCCUGCUGAGCUAUUUUUGGGCACUGUAUUGUGAUGGUUCUCCUGCUGGCUGGUGGGAUUUUAGAAGGGUUAAUACUUAACUGGGCAGCGGCUGUAGCUCAGUGGCCUUCUAUGCAGUGGGUUCAAUCCCUGGUGUCUCUAGGCAGGACUAGAAACUUCUCCCAGAUACCCUGGAAGCAGCUUCCAGACAGUGUUGACAAUACUGAAUAAGACUGAGCAAUGGUCUGACUCAGUGGAAGGCAUCUUCCCAUAUUCCUAAUAUUUUGCUGCUCUGCCUCAUGGGAAUUACCGUAUUUUUCGCUCUAUAAGACGCACCAGACCACAAGACGCACCUAGUUUUUGGAGGAGGAAAACAAGAAAAAAAAUAUUCUGAAUCUCAGAAGCCAGAACAGCAAGAGGGAUCACUACGCAGUGAAAGCAGCGAUCCCCCUUGCUGUUCUGGUUCCUGGGAUAGCUGUACAGUCUGCAUUUGCUCCAUAAGACGCACACACAUUUCCCCUUACUUUUUAGGAGGGAAAAAGUGAGUCUUAUAGAGCAAAAAAUACGGUAAUCUCUCGGGUGCUGCAAGAAUAUCUCUCUAUCAAACCGCUGUGGGUAGGAGGGAGCCUGUCAGUUUUGAGCUCACUUUUCUCUGUGUGCUUAUGACAUCCAACUCUGCUUUUGAUUCUCCUCUAACCCACGGCAAUAGUUAAGUUCUUUAUGUUAUGAUACAUUGACUCUGAAUCAGUCAGAGCUGCCUCUUGGGUUGCCACUUAAGCCCUAUUCAGGUGUCCACACUUUGUGUCCUUGCAGUACGCCAUUGUGUUCCGCACGCCGCCCUACCACAAGACCAAGAUUGAGCGCCCGGUCACCGUGUUCCUUCAGCUGAAGCGCAAGCGAGGGGGUGACGUGAGUGACUCCAAGCAGUUUACCUACUACCCGGUGGUGGAAGGUACAGGGAGCUUGUACCAAGAAGUGUCUUGCUACUUCUGUUUGUCCAGUGCCAGCGCAGGGCCUUGUCUUUGACGACUCUCCUCUUAUGUCCUUGGUUGCAGAUAAGGAAGAAGUGGAGAGGAAGAGAAAGAAGACCUUGCCCCAGUUCCCUCAGCACUUUGGGGGCGGCUCGCCUAUGGGAGGCGCUGGGGGUGGAGCCGGCGGAUUUGGUUCUGGCGGAGGUAAACGUUGCUCUUUGUUGACGGAGGCUUGGGGAGUUUGGAGUGCCUUGCUCUUAGGUGGCUUCCUAGUUUUGAGAUCGAAGGCUUUUCAUUGCAUUAGUUUUGGCAGCAGAGUAUAGACUCCAGGAGAGCCUGUAAAAUUCUGGCACUGGGCAGUGGAACCCUGAGCAUCUUCCACUCUUGUAGGAAGCCAACUACCCCUGGAGCUCCUUGGGGGUAAAGGCCACCUGACCACGGGAAGCUGGGUUUUAAGCUGUCAGGUUAUAAAACGUUGAUAGGCGCAUCCUUUGCAUGGAUGUCUUGGGUGCAAAAAUAAAUGGGUUCGGUUGUGGGUCUCUCCCCAACAUCAUCUGACAUGUAAGCAGGGGCAAAGGAUUUCUUUAGCUCUUCUGUGAUUUCCUGACCCCCCUCCCUUUACACCUUUUUUCAUCUGUCUGGUGCUUUUUUAAAGAAAGGAGUCUCCAUUAUUUAGCCCAGUGUUUCCCCAGCUUGGGUCUCCAGCUGUUUUUGGACUACAGCUCCCAUCAUCCCUGACCACUGGUCCUGUUAGCUAGGGAUGAUGGGAACUGUAGUCCAAAGACUGCCAGAGACCCAAGUUGGGGAAACACUGAUUUAGCCUAAGCACCUUUAGUGAUGGCCUGUCUUUCCUUCUGAUUAGCCAUAUUAUUUGGUUUACACUUGUUCUGCUGGUGUAACAUGUCCUUUGUUUUGGAGAGGCUUUCACUUCUGUAAAAAGCAGUUGCCUUGCCUUUGGAAGACCAUCCGUCAUGGAUGUUUUCGUUGAGAUUCCUGCCUUUCAGGGGGUUUGGAUUAAAUGACCCUGGGGUCCCUUACACCUUGACAAUUUGAUGACUCAAUGGCCACUUUUUGCUUUUCUCAUUCUGUACUUCAUGUGAUAAACAUCUUCUAUGUGUUGGCUUAGAGAUAAAACAGAGAAUCUGCAUAGGCACUUUGGUGUAAUGGUAAGGCAGGUUAGGACCGUAAGAAGCUGCCUUAAGACUCUUUGUCCACCUACCUUAGUGUUGGGACGCAGGUGGUGCUGUGGGUUAAACCACAGAGCCUAGGGCUUGCCGAUCAGAAGGUCGGCGGUUCGAAUCCCCACGACGGGGUGAGCUCCCGUUGCUCGGUCCCUGCUCCUGCCAACCUAGCAGUUUGAAAGCACAUCAAAGUGCAAGUAGAUAAAUAGGUACCGCUCCGGCGGGAAGGUAAACGGUGUUUCCGUGCGCUGCUCUGGUUUGCCAGAAGCGGCUUAGUCAUGCUGGCCACAUGACCCGGAAGCUGUACGCCGGCUCCCUCGGCCAAUAAGGCGAGAUGUGCGCCGCAACCCCAGAGUCGGCCACAGCUGGACCUAAUGGUCAGGGGUCCCUUUACCUUUACCUUAGUGUUGCCUGCAGUUGCACUGACAGCGACUUGCCAAGAAUUCAAGCAAGUCUCUCCCAGCCCUACCGGGACAUGCUGGUGAUUGGACUUGGUGUGUAAUGCAUGCAAAAUAGAAGCUCUAGCCACUGAGCUACAGCGAGUCCCCAUCCCACUAAAGGGUUGAGGGUGGGGAUGCUACUGUAGCUCAGUUCCACAACAUUCUUUGAUAUGAAACGUAUCUCUGGCUUUAAGUGAGCCACUGCUGCUGACGGCUGUGAGCGAUUCUGGACAAUUCAUGGGGUGGAAUUGCUAAAAGAGCGCAGAGUAGUUUGCUUAAUUAGACAGACAGAGAGAGAGAGAGAAGGCUGAUCUUCCAAUGCAAUUUGUUGAGGCAGUUCCAAUUCCUGCAGCAAGUGGAAACUGCUAAUUACCAUUCGCUUUACACCUUUCCCCGUGACUCGGGAGGCGAGCGUUCUUUCCAAAGACAAAACCAUGCACUCUUGAAGCAGGGAGCCCUCUGACGGAGUCAUUAUUUUAAUUUACUAGCUUGUCUUCAGCGCAGAGAAGGGGGUCUGGAUAACAACGCUCUGCAGAACAAACGGCAGGCGUGUCAGAUGUUGCAGAAUUAGUAAGCCCUGAGCUGAGCAUGCCCAGGGGGCUGGUUUCUAUUUUUAAAGGAGAACGUGCCGCAGAUCAAGGUUUCUGGGUUGCAAAGCGGGGAGCAAAGUCUAGUCGCUGUUGACGGCUAGAAUACAGGCUCACAAACUCUCCUGCAGUAAACUGAACAGUGCCAGUUUCAAAUGUGAUAUCUGAAAGUCCUAAGUUGAGCCGUGACUUUGCCAGUGCGUUAUUAGCUUGGGAGCUACUGCCGUGUCUUUGCUCAGCUGGUGACAAAGCAGUGCAUAAGUGCAGACCUGACUUAUUGGGGCUUGCCCCCCUUCUGCUUUCCAACAGCUACAAUUUGCGAACAGUGCGUAGGCAGCUUGCAUGCCAACUGUGGGCAGGGACAUAACCAGAAGUGGUUGGGACCACCCCCUCUCCCACCCCUCUCUCUUUCUUCUCCCCUUCUCUUCCCUGCUUUUCCACUUGACUGCCAGGGGAGGGACGGGUUCCUUUUGCUAGAAGUCUGAAAUAUUUAUCGAGGGCUCCUGAAAUUUAGCCACGCGUCGCCCAACCCUGUGAGCACAACUGGGCUAACAUAGAAACCUCUCUCUAUCUCUGUGUUGUGUGUAAACGCCUGCCUACCCCAGCUGGGAAUCCCUGGCACUCAGCGGGAUACAGCUCUUGCAGCAACAGCAGCAUCUACCUCUCCGGCACCUACCCGAUGGGCAACUACCAAGGAGGGAGGGGCAUCCACAUGCCAGGAACUUCCAAGCCGGAAGAGGGGGAACAGCAAACAUUAGAAGAUGGGAGCCGGGUCUCCACGGAGGAAAAGCGCUACGCAGAACUGCUGCAGCAUGGUACGUCUGUGAGACGAGUGCAGUCCAAAGUAGUCUGGAGUUAAGAGGUGUUUUGGAAGCAGUUUACGUGCUGGAGAGUUCUCUAAAUCCAUAUAUAGAAUGAAAUAUACACAUUCUAUAUGAAAGAGCCACAAAGGGCAAACCACCUAAGAGGUAUGCUGAUGAGUUUGCUAAAACAGCUGUUGUUAGUAACUCAGUGAAGGUUUGGGAACCUUCAAGCUUCCAAGAGGUCCAAGAUUUAACCUCAAAGGAUGCAGGUAAAGGUAAAGGGACCCCUGACCAUUAGGUCCAGCUGUGACCGACUCUGGGGUUGCGGCGCUCAUCUCGCUUUAUUGGCCGAGGGAGCCGGCGUACAGCUUCCGGGUCAUGUGGCCAGCAUGACUAAGCUGCUUCUGGCAAACCAGAGCAGCGCACGGAAACGCCGUUUACCUUCCCGCCACAGUGGUACCUAUUUAUCUACUUGCACUUUGAUGUGCUUUUGAACUGCUAGGUUGGCAGGAGCAGGGACCGAGCAACGGGCGCUCACCCUGUCGCGGGGAUUCGAACCACCGACCUUCUGAUCGGCAAGUCCUAGGCUCUGUGGUUUAACCCACAGCGCCACCCGCGUCAAAGGAUGCAGAGCCAUGUUUAAAAGCCAUGAAGGCUGAACUUGAUUCCUUAGAGAGGAACAAGACCUUGAAGAAGUUGCGCCAGGGCUACUACGAGUGGCUGCUGCAGCUGCAAGGCUGAGAGGGGAGACGCUCCGGCUGGGGCCAAGCCAGUUGGUUUUAUCCCCCGGUUCCGACAGCCAUAGCCACAGUGGCCCAUCUCUUCCCCUUCCUUCCCCGCUCCCCCAGGAGCCAAACCGAUGGUGCUACAAGCUGUAGGACUCUGGCAUGUGCACAUAGCUGGGGGGGCCACUCUUUAUCCUCCAAGCAUCACCGGCUUUUUAGUUCCACACUUAAUUAAUUAAUCUGGGAAUGUCUGCUUGUAAAAGCCACAUGCUCCACCACGGACCUGUGACCUUCCCCUGUUGCAGGGAUGGGGAGAACUAUUUUCAGCCAGGGUGGGGUGUGUUCCUCCAUGAGCAUCCGUUUCGAGGGGUAGUGGGCACACGAUGGCCAGAGGAAAAAGUGGGCAGAGAGACUCCCACCUUUUGUAUCAGUAGGUUGCGCUGCAGCCUCGCGAAAGGCGGUUUUCUGCACACACAUUCUCUGUCCAGACAAGCAAGACACAUUAUCGGGUGCCAAGAGCACGUUCCACCCAGGCAAAAGCAGCAAAAGGGGGUGGAGCAGGAAGGUGUGGGUCCCAAUAGGAGAGACCUGGAGGGUCGCAUCUGGACCCUGUGGGGCCCCCCAACCCGCUGCCCUAGUAGGGCAAAGCUUGGCAAGGGUGGUGUUGUGUCCAGGGGGAUUCAUGCACAGUGACCGAGUGCAAGAAGUCCAGUUUGGCCACCGGCAGAGGGUUGCAUUCACACAGUGCCUUUUCCCUGUCCCCCUAGCUCAGGAGUGCAGUUCGUGGAUGCUGAUGCUGGCUCGGCGCAGCUCCCGGGCUCUUCUCGACUACGCAGUCACGGCCGACCCACGGAUGCUGCUGGCUGUGCAGAGGCACCUAGCUGCCUCUCAGGACGAGAACGGAGACACGUGAGUCUGCUGCGGGCGGAGCGGGGCCUUUGGGGCAGGCGCUGUCUGGUGUGUGGGAGGAGGCGGGAGCAAGCAGGCUUCCUCAGAGACUCCACAAUUCGGGGGACAGUUGCCCGCUUCCUUCAAGUGUUCUGUUGGAGGCAAGAGUCUGAAGGGUGGUGCUAGGGAGGAGCUACAGCCAGUGUGGUGGUGUGGUUAAGAGCGGUAGUCUCGUAAUCUGGGGAACCGGGUUCGCGUCUCCGCUCUUCCACAUGCAGCUGCUGGGUGACCUUGGGCCAGUCACACUUCUUUGAAGUCUCUCAGCCCCACUCACCUCACAGAGUGUUUGUUGUGGGGGAGGAAGGGAAAGGAGACUGUUAGCCACUUUGACAUUACCUAGGGUUGUGAUAAAGCGGGAUAUCAAAUCCAAACUCUUUUUCUCCUUCUCCUUCUCCUUCUCCUUCUCCUUCUCCUUCUCCUUCUCCUCCUCCUCCUCCUCCUCCUCCUUCUCCUUCUCCUCCUUUUUUCUGCCUCUUGAAAUUUGGAAAAGGAAGCAAGGGCUCAUGGAAAGGAAUUCUGCUGCCCGCUUGACAAUAUAUUCAGUCUCUCUCGGAGUUAGGAAACAUUUCUCGAUACCUCCCCGCCCCCCAAUUUAAUGUUAAUAUUUUAUCGGAAGGAUUUCAGUUAUAAAGAAAGUGAUACAGAGAAGAAAAGGGGGGAGUGAGGGUGGGCAAAAGAACAAAGAGGUGUAUAAGGGACAAAAAAAUAAUAAUGCAGUGUAUACAUUCUUAUAUAAAUUGAUAUCAUGUUAUUUCUUGAUACCUGAUCUGAGUCCUUUAGUAUAAACUCCAAGAAACUGCCGUUCCCUUAACAUGUUUGACUAGGUUUUUAGAUAUUUUGAUAAAAGCUAUCCCCUUUUCUCAGUCUUUGGUUUGUGUCCAUUUUUCCAGCUUUUUUCUUAUACAUUGCGCAGACUCGAAAAUCUUAGUUUUUCUUUGAAAUUCCUUUAAAUUGUGAGAACAGCAGUUCUCACCAGAUGGUGAGAACAAUGGGUGCUUGUGGCUGCUGUCGGUUUGUAUUAUUCUUGGGUUUUAGUACAUAUUUUGUGUUUUUAUUUUGCAUUUUUAUGCUGUGAACUGCCAUGAGACAGGUGAAGGGCGGGGUUACAUAUUUAAUAAAUAAAUAUAGUAAAACAAGUGAGCACAGAGCUGUAGCGGAGGCCUGAUCAGAACUCCUUGUCUGGUCUUCAGCUUGUCCUCUGCCAUUCCGCAGUCCACUCAUACGAAAACGUGUCCCAUUUGCAAUAUUUAAUUGCCUCCAGUAGUUUCUGGAGCAAACAUUUUCCUUCUUUGGACCAGAAAGCCCCCAAUGUAGGGGGAGUUUUGGAUCCUCCUUUGCAAAUUGUAGAAGCGGGGACUUGGUGACGCACACAGACCAUAGCUAGGAGUUGGACUCGCUUCUUGCCCCGUCUGCGACUGACCGCACAGUUCCCGAGAACUUCAUCUUCCUGCUCUUAAGACAAUAAUCUUGUCUGUUCCCACAGGCCUUUGCACCUGGCUAUCAUCCAUGAGCAGACAGCUGUGAUUGCACAGCUGGUCCAAGUGGCAGUCAGCAUCCCCAACCAGCAGAUCCUCAACAUUGCAAAUCACUUGCAGCAGGUAUAGUAGAUGAUGUUUCAGAGUGCAGUUUCUCCGUCCCCUGCCCCCCUAAUCCUUUUGUCUGCAUUCCCUAGCACUGUUUGGCUUGUGUGUGCCGUGAGAGUGAGAGAGAAAGGAUCUCUCUCUUUUCCCUGAGAGCCAGUGUGGUGUAGUGGUUAAGAGCGGUGGACUUGUAGUCUGGUGAACCAGGUUCGAUUCCCCGCUCCUCCACAUGCAGCUGCUGGGUGACCUUGGGCUAGUCAUACUUCUCUGAAGUCUCUCAGCCCCACUCACCUCAGAGUGUUUGUUGUGGGGGAGGAAGGGAAAGGAGAUUGUGAGCCGCUUUGAGACUCCUUAGGGUAGUGAUAAAGCGGGAUAUCAAAUCCAAACUCCUCUACUCCUCCUCUUCACUAAAUCCACCAUUCUUCCAAGUUCUGAUCCUGCCAUGCCUUUACUCUUGGUGAGCUGUGAUGCCCUCGCACAGACUCCUCCUUGGCUUUGUCUUAAGAAGGAGCUGCUGCUGGACGAUGCCAAAUCAGCAAAACUAGCAGCUAAAGCAAGAGAACUUAAAGAUGACUGUUUUAUGGAAGAAUUGGAAGCCCUUUUUUGCACCAUUUAAAGAAAUGUUAUAAUGUGAUGAAGAUGUGAGCAGGAUUUGAACUACGACAACAGAAAAAAUGAGAGAUUAUUGUUUUAUGGUUAUGAUAUAGAAGAGUGAAGAGUGCAGCAAUGGGACAGAUUUUUUUAAAAAAAAAACACAGAAAAUGGGAUGGAAAGUCGACAAAACUAAAGAAAAAGUAAUUAUUGGAAUUUUAUGUGAAAUACACACACACACACACACACAGUGGUACCUCGGUUGUCAAAUGCAAUCCGUUCCGGAAGACUUCUGAAAUGUUUGACAACCGAGGCACAAUGGGUGGUCCGCAAAAUCCAUUGAAAAAAUGGAGAAACACGCCUCGGAAGUCACUCAACUUCCGAGGCACGUUCGAAAACAGAAUCAUUCACUUCUGGGUUGUCGGCAUUCGAAAGCCGAAGCAUUCUACUUCCGAAGCGUUUGACAACCGAGGUACCACUGUAUAAAAGAGCUGCUGAAAGCAGACCCCAUGGCGUUGGAACGUAAGCCCAUAACGAGUUAAGAAAAUGAGGUGGUCCCAACUUUUCCUUUGUCUGCUGGGAUUCUUCUUUGUCAACUUCCUGUUCACUUUGGCGCUGGCCAAUAUGGCGCCUCCAGCUGUUGUUGGGCUGCAACUACUACCAUUCCUCUCCAUGGGCCGCCAUGCUGGCAGGAGUUGAAGUCCAAGAACAUCUGGGUGGAAGCACUGUGUCGGGCUCCCAUGCUUAGUUUAAGGGCAGCAGCGAGGAGUGGUCCUAGUUUCCUUGAACCAGUUAUGAAUCCGCAUAGAGUAUGCCUGUCUGAUCGUUGCUUGCGCAGGUAGGUGAUUGAGUCUUGUACAAGGAAGUGCCUCCUUCUCCUCUGUUACUCAGGUGGGAGUGGAGAGAAAGUGGCCCCCCCAGAACGUUGCUUAGAUGGGAAGGGGCGAUGGAGGUUUAUCUGGCCUUUGCACUUAGGACAAACACCUUGAUUCCUUCCCCCGUUCUUUUGCUAGAAUUAGACCCAUCUCCCCAUUUUCUCCGCAGACACCUUUGCACCUUGCUGUGAUCACCCGCCAGCCCAGGGUGGCUGGGUUCUUGCUGCAGGCCGGCGCGGACCCCACUCUGCUGGAUCGCUAUGGCAACUCCGUAGUGCACCUGGCGCUGCAGCUGGGGGAUGAGGAGAUGCUGAAGACCCUCCUCUGUCACCUCGGCUCCCACACCCUCCAGCUCCUGGAAACACCUAAUUAUUAUGGUAAGCGACGGGAUAGUUUUGGAGGCUCAGGCAGGUGACAGCUGGCUGGCUGGUUUCAGAGUGAAUGUCUAUGAGCAGCUCGAAACAAGAGGGGAAGGCAGUGCGUAAUCUGCAGGAGGUGUGCUGUCUAGGGAUGGGCGAUAUCUGGCUUUCAACAUCACAAUAUAUCACCAGCUAAAUAUCAUGAUAUUUUGAUAUACCGUAUUUUUCGCUCUAUAAGACGAACCAGACCAUAAGACGCACCUAGUUUUUGGAGGAGGAAAACAAGAAAAAAAAAUACUCUGAAUCCCAGACACAUUUCCCCUUACUUUUUAGGGAGGGAAAAAGUGAGUCUUAUAGAGCAAAAAAUAUGGUAUAUAUCUGCGGUGGCGGAGAGCCUUGCUGGGCCUCCCCGUGGGGGCAGAGAGUCCUGCCGUAUCUCCCCACAGCUGCGGAGGGCCUUGACGAGGCUCCCUGUGGCAGUGGAGGGCCUUAAAAUGUAAAGUAGUAGAUCAAAUAAAAAUAUUAAAUAAACUUCCAUAUAUUACAUUUAAUAUAUUUUCAAGUGAUUUACUAGUCAAGUUGCAUCUGCUUCCCCACCCAGAGGUCUAAGUGGAAUCUGUGCAUGCAUAAGUUCAACUAAACUUUCUUCUUCUACUUUCCUGGGAGUAAGCCCCAUUGAAUUCAGAAGGGCUUGUUUGUGAGUAGACACACAUUUGCUUUCGCUGUUUACUGAAAAACAGCCUCCCCGUCAUUCUCACAUAGUACCCAACCUCCCAUUUCAGCAUAAGGAAGCCAGCUAAAUCUUCUCCCCUCCAUUUCCCCCUGACACAGAAGGACUCCCCCAUCCCACCAAUUUCUCUUUUUUUAUCAAAGGGAGGGAGGCAGGGCAAGCAAGCAGGCAAGCAAGCAAAAAGAUAACGGUAAAGGUAAAGGGACCCCUGACCAUUAGGUCCAGUCGUGGCCGACUCUGGGGUUGCGGCGCUCAUCUUGCUUUAUUGGCCAAGGAAGCCGGCAUGCAGCUUCCGGGUCAUGUGGCCAGCAUGACUAAGCUGCUUCUGGCAAACCAGAGCAGCGCACGGAAAUGCCGUUUGCCUUCCCGCUGGAGCGAUACCUAUUUAUCUACUUGCAUUUUGACGUGCUUUCGACUGCUAGGUUGGCAGGAGCAGGGAGUGAGCAACAGGAGCUCACUCUUGUCACUGGGAUUUGAACCGCCGACCUUACCGGCAAGUCGUAGGCUCUGUGGUUUAACCCACAGCGCCACCCGCGUCCCUAAAGGUAAAGGGACACCUGACCAUUAGGUCCAGUCGUGGCCGACUCUGGGGUUGCGGCGCUCAUCUCGCUUUAUUGGCCAAGGAAGCCGGCAUGCAGCUUCCGGGUCAUGUGGCCAGCAUGACUAAGCCGCUUCUGGCAAACCAGAGCAGCGCACGGAAACACCGUUUACCUUCCCGCCGGAGCGGUACCUAUUUAUCUACUUGCACUUUGACGUGCUUUCGAACUGCUAGGUUGGCAGGAGCAGGGAUGGAGCAAUGGGAGCUCACCCCGUCGUGGGGAUUUGAACCGCCGACCUGAUCGGCAAGUCCUAGGCUCUGUGGUUUAACCCACAACUCCACCUGCGUCCCUUAAGCAAAAAUAUAGUCUCAUUUAAAUUAAAAAAACACCCUUUUUAAUAUGGAGGUUAGCUAUUUAGGGGGAACCAACAACAUAAUCACCACUUGAAAAUACUCUCUCCCCCCCCCUCUUUUUUUCACUGGCAAGGGAAGAAAGAAGUGCUUUCCAGUUCUUUGUUUACUUCGCCUCUUGGGGUUGCUCCUGUUAGCAGGCUCUGCAUAAUUAGCUGAGCUCUAAGUGGAAAGAUAACUGGAAGCUAAAAGAGUUUGCUGGUUUGUGUGAGGGCUUAUCUUCUUUCUUACUGGUUAGGAGGGAGGAAGGAGAGAGCUUGCAAAUUAUCUGCAAAGUAUUGAGCUACCCCCUGGGAAGCUGUUAAGUCUCCACCUUUUGUUCACGGUGUAUAUUGCCUAGUUGAAACACUUAUUUCAAUACCGGUAUUCAAAUUCAAGGAUAAAGCGAUUUUAUUGCACAGCCUUAGUGCUGUCCCUAGAGGGGUUUCCCCAGCCGUCCUCAAAAGCAGCUUUUUGGUGCUUCGUUCCCACCAACCUUUGCUCCUUUGUUAGGCCUUUUCCCUGUGCACCUCGCCGUGAAGUGCAAGAACCCGGCCUGCAUCGAGCUGCUUGUCGAGAAGGGAGCGGAUGUGAACGCAGCCGAGCGGCAGAGCGGCCGGAGCCCUUUGCAUCUUGCUGUGGAGAUGGAGAACCUUAACCUGGCGACGUACCUGUUGAAGAAGGUAAUUGGGGUUUGGCUGUGUGCAGUAAUGGCUUCCCCAUCCUCCUUCAUGUAUGUGGGAAGGGGUGGCUCUGUUCUGAGAGCGCUUGCCAGCCUUUAAUCCCGUGCCCUUUCUCUGUCCAGCUGGGAGCUGAUGUGAAUGCCCAGACGUCGGCCGGCAAUACGCCUCUUCACCUGGCAGCAGGCAUGGGCUCCCCCAUCCUUACCAGGAUGCUGAUCAAAGCAGGUAAAUCAUCUCUCCAGGGUCCCUGGGACUCAGUAGGGCUCAAGGAUUCCUCUGGGAGCUGUUGGGCUGCCCACUUUUUAUUCUCACCCUUCUGGUUUAAGAAGAGCUGAAACUUUGCAUUGACCGAAAGUCAUCUGACUUCCUACUAGGUAUUUAUUUGCACUUGAUGCCAGACACUUAUUUCCACUCAUAGUUAAAGGUAAAGGUACCCCUGAUCCAUUGAGUCCAGUUGCGGACAACUCAGGGGUUGCAGUUCUCAUCUCACUCUAUAGGCCGGGGGAGCUGGCGUUUGCAGACAGCUUCAGGGUCAUGUGACCAGCAUGACUAAGCCGCUUCUGGCGAACCAGAGCAGCGCACGGAAAUGCUGCUUACCUUUCCGCCGGAGCGGUACCUAUUUACCUACUUGCACUUGACGUGCUUUUGAACUGCUAGGUUGGCAGGAGCAGGGGCCGAGCAACGGGAGCUCACCCCGUUGCGGGGAUUCGAACCACCAACCUUCUGAUCGGCAAGCCCUAGGCUCUGUGGUUUAGACCCUAUAGUUACUUAACAGCAAAUGACCCUGCUCUUGCUUUGCAUAUCACUUGUAUUAAAUGCUUCCCCAAAAAGCAAACACUUGAGGGUCCAUCCAGCAGAUGACCUGGGUCAUCUGCAGCCAUAACCUUACUCACUCAAGAGGGAGCAGUUCUUAUUGGGAUGGGAGGUGGGGAUCUUGGGACCCAUUCCAUUCCUCAGGAGAGGACCCUGUGCUCAGUUGCUCAGUUAUAAGGGCUCUCUCUGUCAUGUCCACUUAUUUUUGGGUGCAGUCUAGGCAACAAAUGUUGCAUUAGUUGGACUGGGGUGGGGGAGAAUAAGCUAUGUAGUUGAUUUCAAACGGAAGAUGACAUUGAAUAAAUAUCCCAGACUUUUAAAAGUUUGGGGGAAGGAGAGGGUGGGCAACAAACUGGUCCAGUGAAAGAUAGGAAUUCAGCACUGACAAGCAGUAAUGCUUUGGCUAAUGGGACAAUCUCUCAUCUCCUCUACCCAUGUGCUGUUCUGGGGGCGUUCCUGUGCCUCCAGUGGAUUUGGGGGAAGAGAUGGGGGAAAGCCUGUUGCACUGGUGGGGAGUCCUUGCACUGGCUUCCAGUAGCAGAAAGGGUUUGUUGAAUUCCAGAACAAGGCGCAGAACAAUCACAAAGGGAGCUGCCUCUUACAUCGCCUGAUAUACUUUGCCCUGUUUGAAGCAUUAUGCCAGCUGAACUCCCUGUUGAACUCCCCAGGGGCAGAUGUCCUGUGUGAGAACGACGAGCCCAUCUCGGCCCCCUCGUCUAACCCAGGCAGCGACGUGGAGUUGGAACAGGAAGAGGAGGCGGAAUGGGUCAUGGAGCUGGGAGAGGCCCUGGUGGAGCCGGGUGAAGACUGCGUGGCUGAGCUGAAGAGCAAAUGGCCUGAGAGGCAGGGGCGGGGGCACAUGCCAUUGGACUUGACUUCAAGCCAGAAGGUAUGUAACGUUUUGGGGGGUUCAGAUUGGACCCUUGCUGCAGUAGAGCCAUUCCUAGUUGUAACAUAUGCAAUGUUCUAGACCAGACUUUCCCAAACUUGGGUCUCCAGCUGAGAGCCAAGGUGGUGUAGUGGUUAAGAGCGGUAGACUCGUAAUCUGGUGAACUGGGUUCGAUUCCCCGCUCCUCCACACGCAGCUGCUGGGUGACCUUGGGCUGGUCACACUUCUCUGAAGUCUCUCAGCCCCACUCACCUCACAGAGUGUUUGUUGUGGGGGAGGAAGGGAGAGGAGAUUGUUAGCUGCUUUGAGACUCCUUAGAGUAGUGAUAAAGCGGGAUAUCAAAUCCAAACUCCUCUUCUUCUUCCAGCUGUUGUUGGACUACAACUCGCAUCAUCCCCAUCUAGCAGUACCAGUGGCCAGGAAUGAUGGGAGUUGUAGUCCAACAGCAGCUGGGGACCCCUGUUCUGGACCAGCCUCUUCUGGACUGCAGCUCCCAUCAUUCCUGGCUGUUGGCUGAGGCUUGUUGUGUUGCCCUUCCAGGUGUUGUGAGCUACAUUGUCCACCUCUGGAUUAUAGAGCGUCCUGCAACUAAGGCAGUUUGGAUCAUCGCCCACCUCUGAUCAUAGCUAUUUGUAGCUCUCUGUGUACCCCUUUGCACCCCAUGUUUUGUGAUGGGACGGACCCCAUCCCCAUGCACUCAGUAGAAGAAACUCUUUUUUAUCUCUCCUGAUAUAACCUGCUUAGGGGACAGUUAGAGGUAACCAAGGCUUCUUUCCUUCCAGGUGCGGGAGAUAUUGCAGCAAGCAUUGCUGCAGAACCCAGAAAGGGAACAGUCUGCCGAGACUCCUGCUUCCAGGCAAGGUGAGUGAAUGCUUCUUUUCUGCUUGGGGUCCUGCUGAGAAAUAACCCCUGUGCAUCAUUUCACAUUUGGACUAGGGGGCUUUGGCCAUCGAUGUAUAUAAAAUUCCAAUACAUAUUAAAAUAUAUUUUAUAUUACUGACUUCCCAUCCCAUUUUCCGUGACGUUUUUCUUAUCCCCCCCCCUUGCUGAACCCUGUCCUCCUCUCUUAUUUAACAUAGUCAUAACACAAUAAUCUUUAAUUGUUAUGUCGCUCACAGUUCAAAACCUGCUCACAGAUUCAUUUUGUAGUCUUUCUUCAAAUAAUCUGAAAAGGGCUUUCAUUCUUCAAGAAAAACAAAUGUCAUUAAGUUCUCUUAUUUUAGCUGUUAGCUUUGCUGAUUCAACCUAUUUCAUUGCUUUACUUAUCUAUUCUUCUUUAGCGGGGGCCUUAGGUGCUGCUUUCCUGGUCGGGUGUGGGGAGGAGGCAGUGGCUUUCGGGGCAGAGACAGGCACCUUUGUGCAGAGAAGCGAUCGCCUGUCAUCCUCUGUCUCUGAUUUCUCCAGGAAGCGUCCUGUCUCUGAAUAGCGACACCCUCCAGAGUCUAGAGAAGCUUCUGAACCAUGACUGCCAAGGGGCAGACUGGGCAGAGCUAGCCAAGAGACUGGGCCUCUGCAGCCUGGUGGAGACCUACAGAGGAGCAGAGUCUCCCAGCAGAAGACUUCUCCUGAGCUACGAGGUUAGUAGAUCCUCCUCUGUCCCUUGCCCUCCCCCUCUCCUCUGUCACCGAUUCCUAGCAGGUCCCCUCUGAACCCUCUAUGUUUCUCUCUCUUCCCCCCCCAGCUUGCCGGCGGCAGCCUCAAAGGUCUGCUGGAAGCGCUUGACUCCAUGGGACUGACGGAAGGAGUGAAGCUACUGCAGAGACCAGAGACGUUCGUCAAGCUACAGAGUACAGGUACAGAUACGGAACGUUAGGGCUGGGGUUGCAGAGACAGAAAAACUGCACCGUAUAACUUGCUGACGGCUAUCUCUGUCUGCCUCUCUCAGAGCUGAAGGAAGAUAGCGCCUAUGGGAGCCAGUCCGUGGAAGAGGAGCCAGCAGCCCUGCCUGGGAAGCUUCCACCAGCCUCCUCGCUGGAAGUCCCACCUCUCUUGCCUCACAGCCAGCAGGAGCAAGUGCACUGAUACGAGAGAAGCCGGAGCCUCGCUGGGGGAAGGGUGAUUUCGGACAUGUGCCUCUCGGACCCAGGACUCGGGCAUCAGGAGCUGGGAAGGCCGUGCAGAGCCCGGCGCAGCUCUGAUUUUCACGGCUGGUCUGCACAAUGUAGGAAGGACUGUUGCAGUUAGUUCAGCCUGCCUUGCAUUCACCAGACCUUCACCAAAUGUGGGAGAUAGGGGUAAGCAGUUGUUUUGUCCUGGUGCCUUUUAUCAAAUUCUGGUCCAAGCCUGAUCAGGACUUUGGGUCUUCUGCUCUUCCUGAGACAACCUUGCUCCCCGGCAUCAGCCACAUUACUUGUGAUGGGUUAGGUUUUCUUGGACAAUGAAUGCUAUUUACUCCUGAGCUCCUGGACUGCCCCACAAAUUGGUCCCCUUUUAGUGCCUUUUUAUAGUCCUAGUGAUUCAGGUGCCUGCCUUCUCCUUGGGAAUUAAUGGCUCUACAGAACUGAAUUUUCACCUGUGGCUUGGUAAUUUGGGGCAGAAUCCCCAAAAUGCAUUCGGACGAAAGAAACCCUACGUUUGGCACAACCCUUGUGUCAUGUGAAGCAGGAUAACAGCCCUUUCAGAACCUUGUGAACAGAUCUGUUGCUUAAUCCUACGAUCUAAUUUGGAUUUGAGCAAGCCCUUACGUAAUGGCUCAUCUUGGAAAAUUUGCUAACAUGCAAUUUUAACAAUUGCCUAUCAGGUGUCCAAUCUGCACAUUGUUUUCAAGCGACAAAGAAUGCCAUUCAAUGUCAGUAAGCAGUUUCGACAAGUGAAGCAAGAAGGAUGUUCUGGCCGUUGGUAGCUGCUGACAGUUGUGCUUCCUAGUCAAAGGUGUGUGAUGGGAGAGAGUUCUUGCAAUGUUGAGUAGCUAAAACUUUGAUGUAAAGAUUUGCAGUUAGGAAUCCAUGCUGGUUUGUUGGGGGAGUCUUCUGAGCUGAAAAUUCCAACCUUGGCUAAGAACCACCCCCCCCCUCCCCAGUUCUGUGAAGGGAAUAAAUGAUGCAAAUUUGCAUGUACACAGCAAAGAGGCCUUUUCAGGAGAACUUAGCCCUUUGGAUAGAAGAAGGAAACCGGCGCAUCAGAGGACAAAAGUAUCGAGUGGAUGACUGACAAGUUCUGCCACAACCGCACUCCAAUUUCUAAGCCUUUGUAGUUUUCAAAAGACUUCUGUCAUAGAGAAUAGACUUGUGCUUUGUGGAUAAUUUUUUAAAAUAAAUAAAAAUCCCAGGGUGAUUAUGUCUGCAUCAAAA
This is a messenger RNA of Podarcis lilfordi (Lilford's wall lizard), 41723 nucleotides long. Lineage: Eukaryota; Metazoa; Chordata; Lepidosauria; Squamata; Lacertidae. The record is from the annotation of a GenBank genome assembly.